Molecule: messenger RNA, 759 nt
Organism: Punctularia strigosozonata HHB-11173 SS5
Lineage: Eukaryota; Fungi; Basidiomycota; Agaricomycetes; Corticiales; Punctulariaceae
Exons: 5
Coding region: 1-759 (252 amino acids)
Source: RefSeq, a predicted model, not a curated record
AUGCGAUCACCGGCCCUUACAUACCUCAGAAUAACCUCUCGUCUGCUCUGGCUGCUGCUACUCUGCUUAAUUUCUCCCGCAAGAGCAUGGAUUCAAUACGCUAGCACGGGCAACGCGACGAUGACACAUUACACAAUGGCGGAGGGGACUAUUACUGCCUGUGGAUGUACUGGGGACAGCACUAAAUUCCCUACCGCGGCUCUUUCAGAGUCUGCCUAUGGGAGCACCACCGCCUAUGGCCCAUCAUGCGGACGUUGCUUCAACCUGACGCUGCUGAACACGUUCACGCCUGACCCACCCUUCAUCCCGGACACGCAUCCUAGCGUAAUCGUGAAAGUCACCGAUCACUGUCCAUUGGGAGGUGAUUGGUGCAAUGCCACGGAUACCAAACCGAACAAGCAAGCGCAAGGUGGGGAGUUCCUGAACUUUGACCUCGUUUGGCCGUCCAAGGCAAUCCCGGACGAUUUCUUCCCUUCAAAUAAGACGUUGUAUGGUACGGCAAUGAACGGAUACGACGUGACACAGGAUUUUGGCGUCUGGAACAUCAGUUACGAAGUCGUACCGUGCUCGGAAUGGAAAGGGUGGAACGACGCAUCCGCACUCGGUAGUGUGCCCACUCUAGGCGAUGGCGCAUGCUGUCCCGCUGAUCCAACCAACUCGAGCAAUACCUGUCCCUCUUUCUCAGAUGCCAAUGGAAUCCCGUAUGUUACUCUGUCAUCCUAUCAUGACACUGCUCCGGCUGAUGCUCGGCUGCCAUAG